GGCACUUUUUAACUAGUAGUGGCACUUUUUGACUAGUAGUGGCAUCUGCUGGCAACUGCUGGCAAGUGCCACUGAGUAGCUGUGGCAACUACUGGCAAGUGCCACUGAGUGCCAGCGUCGCUAGGGGGAUCUCGCCCCUACUGUUUUCAGGAGCAGCUGCUAACUAGCAUUGAGCCUCAUCUUCAAACAUGCUGUGAUUCAUUCAGCUGGCAGGUUUGGAGGACAGCGAUGGCAGUGUGUGCACUGACCAUGCUGGACGGGAUGGAGCAGGAGGUGACGGCAGCAGGCGGCGUGUUGCUCCUGGUCCUGGCGCUCGCCUUCGCGUGGCUCUCAACCCAUGUGGCCGACCGGGGAGACCACAUCCUGGGCACCAUCCUCACCGUGGGAGCUCACGCCUCUCUGAUCGGACUCGGAGGCCACGACAGCUACAGCGUGGGAUCUCCCAACGCCGACGACCCGGAACAGCAGACUCCCCCGCCGUCUCAGGAGAACAAGCCGGAUGACAGCGAGCCGUCGUGUGAGAGGGGGGAGGGGGAGGAGACCGGGGAGGCGGCUGAGGGUGUUCGGACUGACCUCCUGCUGGACAUACGAAGCAAACAACCACAGGCUGGAAGACUGCAUGCUUCAGAUGACGAGGAAGACGAAGAGGAGGAUGAGGAGGAGGAGGAGGAAGAUGAAAAGAUUCUCAAGCAUAUCCCUGUGUUGUCCAGCAUCAUCUCCGCCCCCACCAACACUGUCACUUCCAUCUCUGUCCGCCUGAAGUAUCUGAAUGACACGGAGGAGCUCGCGGUUGUCGAACCACAGGAUACAGUGGGAGUGCUGAAGAGUAAAUACUUCUCGGGUCGGGAGCACCAAAUCAAGUUCAUCUACCAAGGCCAGCUGCUGCAGGAUCCCAAGAAGACGCUCCUCGCCCUGAACAUCAAACACAACAGCGUGAUCCACUGCCACGUGUCCCAGGCGCUGCGCGAGGCCACGCCCGAGGACGGGGCUGGGGCCGGGGCGGGCGUCGGCUCCGGGGUCUCUGGAGGGGUCAGGGCCGCUGGCGUGGCCAUCAGCACCAGCAGCCUGGUGGUGCCCGUGUUUGUGGUGAUACUGGCCGUGGUGUGGUACUUUCGCAUCAACUACAGGCAGUUCUUCACCGCCCCUGCGACCAUCUCCCUCGUGGGAGUCACUGUGUUCUUCAGCUUUCUGAUAUUUGGGAUGCACAGCCGCUGAAAAGGCAGCGAGCGUGCACACACACACACACACACACACACGAAUGUUGCCGCCUGGAGAGAUUGAACCAAUCAAAAUGGGUCAUCGUGCAGAUGCCACAGCUGAUUGGAUGAAAGGCUGGGUGGGCCCAUCUGCGCAUGAACCAAGAUUAAACGAUGCGCAAUUGUACAGUAUAUGUUGAGUUGAUAAUACUCCGCAGUGAGUAAAGUUCAGCUGCAAUUGAACUUGACUUUAGCUCCUCUCCAAACACGACUUAGUGGUACACACUAAGUUUAAACACUCGGCUUUAUUCAUGUCCGCUCUUUUAUUGUUGCGAAAGAUUCAUGUUUUCUUGUUCGUCUUUGUUUUUAAGGCCACUGUUUGUGUCCACAAAUAUAAUUAACUUUAUAGAUGCCAGAAUCUGAAAUAUUUUGGAACCACUCACUGUUGUGCUGUUUCUAAGUACCGUUAUUUUGCGUUGCAUGGAAGUCAAGCUCCGUGUCGGCACAUGUGGACUGCACAGCUGCCUCGUUACCAGGCUGUAAAGGCUCAAAAACUGUUGCUAUGUAGAAAUAAGCUAAUUUAAAUAAUCACUAGACAUGAAAAUAAGACUUUGAAAAUAUAUUGUAAAUAUAUUGUGUAUUUUCUGUAAAUAAAAUGAUAGAAUGAAUCAGAUGGACCUGCAUCUGGCACUUAAAGAUUUGGAGGGGGCUGUGAAAACCCUCCUGAUCACGCUGGACUGCGCUGGCUUCAGUGACGUCUCAAAUUAAAGCAUUUCAAACCAAA
Molecule: messenger RNA, 1980 nt
Organism: Pseudoliparis swirei
Lineage: Eukaryota; Metazoa; Chordata; Actinopteri; Perciformes; Liparidae
Gene: tmub2
Product: transmembrane and ubiquitin-like domain containing 2
Exons: 3
Coding region: 229-1215 (328 amino acids)
Molecular function (GO): protein binding
Source: RefSeq, a predicted model, not a curated record